This is a messenger RNA of Cooperia oncophora, 849 nucleotides long. The record is from the annotation of a GenBank genome assembly. NCBI's taxonomy places the organism in Eukaryota, Metazoa, Nematoda, Chromadorea, Rhabditida, Trichostrongylidae.
AUGGAAUUUGAGAAAAUGGUCGUGGAUCCAUCAAACACGCGCCUAUACGUCGCCGGUGUUAACUAUCUGUAUGAUUUGCAUUCGUCUGAUCUUUCUGUACGAGUAGAAGCUGUGACAGGACCGAUGGAUGACUCGGAUCAAUGCAAAGGAGGUCGAAACGACAGUUGUUCGGCGAUUCGACACAAGACGAAUUCGCAUGCGAAAGCGUUGGCCGUGUACGACAAGUCAUCACAGUUGAUUGAAUGCACGAGUCUGUUUCAAGGUCGAUGCCGUCUGCGAAAUCUUCACAACAUCACCGAUAUACAGAUCGAAUCACCUGAACCUAUGCUGGCAAACGAUGCGACGUCAUCAGCAGUAGUUUUUGUCGGUACAGGACCAUCUGGUGAUCCGGUACUGUACGUAGGAACAACUUUUGUGAAAGGGCCUCUGUUUCGUGACGACAUUCCGGCAGUGACAUCACUUCGUUUGUCGCGAGGUCGUGAUGGUGAUGCGAAAGAGUUUGAACUAGCCGACAAGGGAUUAGCAACGGGCACGGAAAUCAGUCUCGAACGGAAAUUUCGGAGUAGUUACCGGAUAGACUAUGUUGGAGGAUUCGAAUCUGGAAAAUAUGCGUAUUUUGCGACCAGACAGGGUAAAACCUUAGGAGAAGAUGCACCGAUACAAUCACGUCUUGUUCGUGUCUGCACCGGAGAUUCGCAUUUCUACAGUUAUACAGAGGUGAUGUUGGAAUGUAUGAAAGACGAUACGGACUAUAAUCUGGUGCAAGAUGUGUACGUGGCGACAGCCGGGUAUAAUCUUGCCAAGUCGUUGGGAAUAAGGUUGGUUCGGCAUAGCCUCUUGGAGUGCUAA